Molecule: messenger RNA, 2908 nt
Organism: Bradysia coprophila
Lineage: Eukaryota; Metazoa; Arthropoda; Insecta; Diptera; Sciaridae
Product: carboxylesterase 1C
Source: RefSeq, a predicted model, not a curated record
GUAUUUUCACUUCCAUCAGUUCCGUGUUAAACUCCGACGGGUUAUCUUACAUUUUUUCAUUAUCUGGGACAACAAUUCUGUGAAUGAUUUUUUUUUCGCAUCAAAUUCUCGCGAUUGUUUUUUUAAAUAGAAUGUUCUCUUUUGAAAAUUAUUCGGCCGGGAAUGUGGAUAGAAUGUGAUAUGAAAAUUCACGGACUCAUGGACUAUGUGUGAAAAAAAACGUGACAAAUUCGAAAAAUGUUGUGGCUUUGAGACCGAUCAAAUGAAACUGUGAUAAGAAAUAAUGAUUCAGAUAUCUGCAUCUAACAGUACAAAGUACAAAAUAUCGAGGCGAAUUACGAUGCGUCAUUCGAAUGCGAUAGAGAAUUAUGUGAUACUAACGUUAAUGUUCCUGACACUGUUAUUGGUCAUUGAGGUGUCCGGACAAGAUGCAACCAUUUAUUUGGGACAAGGAACGGUUGUUGGUUUAAAGGUUUUCCCAGAAGCGUCCAGAACACCAGUCUAUGCGUACUUAGGAAUUCCGUAUGCUCAACCACCUGUUGGUAAAUUAAGAUUUGCGCUACCGAGACCUCAUAGUGGUUGGAAUAGGACUCUGUAUGCCCGAAACUAUCAAUCAAUUUGUCCUCAACUGGACAAUAAUAUUUACGAAGAAAUGUCAAAUGGAUUCAAUUACCAGGCACGAACUAGCGAAGACUGUUUGUACCUGAAUAUCUGGACGCCUGAGACUGUUCGUCGCAACGGAAACACCCCAGUCUUAUGCAUUAUUACCGGGGAAGAGAUGGCUUUCGAUUGGACCCAAAAUCGUCCGAAUGGACUCGAUCUGGCCUCCGAGGGAAUCGUUGUGGUUACCGUUCAAUCGAGAACCAAUGUCUUUGGCUGGUUAUCGCUCGAAACCAAGGACGCUCCUGGUAAUAUCGGACUGUACGACCAGAAUUUGGCUUUAAAAUGGAUACAAGAAAAUAUUCAAAAAUUUGGCGGUGAUCCAAAGCAAGUAACAUUGUUGGGCCAUGGAACAUCAGGGGCUGCAAACGCAGCCAUUCAUCUCGUUAGUCCGAAAGCGGCGAAUUAUUUUUCAAAAUUAGUGCUCAUGUCGGGAACGAUUUUCUCGUCGUAUUCAUUUCAAACCAGACCAAGAAAUGUAGAGUCACCGUCAACGGUAAUCGUUCGGAAUCUGGCAUGCGAUGCGCCAAGUCCUUCGUUCAUACUGGAAUGUUUGAGACAGAAAAGUGUCAGCGAUCUGCUGAGGGCUUUCGAAAUCGUUUACGAGAAUGGGAACUAUACGAAACUGUUGGGACCGGAAAUUGACUACUAUCUCGAUUCGUCGAUGCAAUACAUUCCAGAGGAUCCACGGAUCGUUAUCAGUCAGAAAUUGUAUCCAGACAUUCCGAUCAUAAUGGGAAUUUGCAAUAACGAGGGUGCUUUCAUUCAUGGACAAUGGAUCGAAAUGGCACGGAAAAAUUUCGAAACACUGAAGACGUUCAUAUUCGGAACCACCAUACCGAAUAUUAUGGAACAUUACGGAUUCACUGGCAAGGGACGAGAGCAAAUCCUAGAAGCAAUAAACUGGCGAUUCUUCCAUCAAAUACCGCAAACAUCACCCAACUUAUUAAAUGCGCUGCAGAGACUUCUAUCCGAAGUGAAAUAUGAGACUCCGUUCUACGAAAUGAUCGAAACGUUUGUGCAAGAACCGACGUCAGAGAACUUAGUUUUUGAUGUGACCAACAACACUACGAUGGUUAAUCUACAGCAAAAGAACUCUAAAUUGACGACAAACGACUCUUCCCUGUUCGUCUACAUAUUCCAGCAGUCGAACGCGAUGGAUCUACGUGGAAAUGUGAAUUACUUUGGUGGAGCUGGUCACUCGUCUGAUUUACUGUUUCUCAUGGGUCCGAGUCUGUUUCAACAAAUUGGUAGAAGGAAAAUGUCGCAAUCGGAGAAUAGAAUUUGUCGGAAAAUGCGACAACAUUUUACCGAUUUCGUUAAGACCGGUAGUCCAACACCAGGACGAUUACUCGACGCAUGGCAUACGUACACAAAAAACCGGAAAUACAUUCAUGUGAUAGGAGAUUCAAACGAUGGGUCAAUCAACACGGUGAAUUUUGAAAAGAAUCAAGCGCAGAUUGAAAAUCUGUUAUCGCUUGACGAUACAGCCAUCGUAACAAAUGAUUUGUCCUAUUCGAAUCCAUAUCUGAUCGGUAGUGAGCCGUCAAAUCGAAGGGAAAAUUCCCGAGCACCAAAGUAUAUAACGAACGUCCAAGAUUCGGAAUAUUAUCUGUCAUUGAACCGAAUCACCGCAUUCUGGAAGGAAUAUCUCGGGAAAUUGUACGCCAGCCACAAUAAUCCAGCACCCAGAGACCUGGACGGAUCAUUCGAGAGAGAUGCUAUUUACUUCGGCGAAACAAUCGACUCGAAAUUCAAACAUGCAUUCUUCUCAAUGCUGGUCAUUGUGUGUCUACUGCUGGCUCUGCUGGGGGUGUGUGUUUACAUCAUCAAGAAAAAUGACCAGAAGAUCGAUACGGGUUUCUUAUGACGAAAACUUUUCUUUCGGUCCACCUUGUUCGACCGAAAGAAAAGACAACGGCGGAACAUUCGAGAUCCGUCGAAGAAUGCACCCGAAAAGAGUGAAACUUUGGAUUCGAUUUCUUGCGGUUUUGACGAUAAAUUUGAAGUGAGAAAUUGGAAAUAUCACCUGACCAAUGAACAUUUUUAGGCUAAAAAUAAUUAUUUAUCUCUGUGUACAGUGCUGCUUUAAGAGUCGGUGUACUUAAAACUCUUUACAAAGAUUUCAUUUUUCACAAAUUUGUUUUUUUUAUUUUGUUGGAACUACAAAUUUUAUGAUGGUCACGGUCAUGUAUCUGGCUCUAUGUUGUUGCGAAUGGAACGUUAUUAAAAUGAAAUUAAAAUCGUC